AUGGGAAGAACACUUAAAACAGAUAUUCCAGUUGUAGAAAACCAGCUCAAUGUUAAAGAUUCCAAAGCAGUUGUUGCAUGGAAAACAAAGAAAAAAGAAAUCCAGAAGGCUUAUCAUGACAGAGAAGCCAAACCUUUGCCACCACUGAAGCAAGGUGAGAUGGUGAGAAUCUACGACCAAAAGAAGUUGAUGUGGGGAGAAAAGGCAACGGUGAAAGAAAAGAUUGCAAUUCGUUCGUACAUAGUGGAAACCAAGGACAAAGUUCAAUACAGACGAAACAGGAAACAAUUGAGAAAAAUUACCUCGGAAGUCGAAGACGGAAAUGAUAAAAAUGUAAGCACAACGAAACGAGCGGAGAAACAAGUCGAGACAAAGUUGGUACCCUCGAAUGAAGUAUCAAGAGACAGAUCAAGAUAUGGUAGAACAAUAAAGAAACCUCGUAGAUAUGAACAAUACACUUAACAGAUAAGUAAAGCAUGUUAGGACUUAAGAAGAACUUAGUAGUUGUUAUAAGACUUCAAUUUUAAAGUUGACUUUAUCUCAUGAGAGUAGACGGUGUUCAAACUGUUGAUUAAUAUUAACUUUCUUAUUGUAUGCGGAAUGUAAGGAUAUCACAUGACUCAUGCAUGCGAGCACAUGGGACGUCGAAGGAACGUUGAACAAGGACUGAGUAUAGUUGAGUUAUCAAGUAAAGUUAAAUGUAGUUUAUACGGCAUAAGAUAAAUAAAAUAUAUAACGUUACACAAGUGCAGGGAGGUCUUUCACACGGAUCUUCUCAAACAGGAUUGAAAAUACCAAAAGGUGGAAUUCUACUUACCACUAACAAUCCUCCUGAGACCGACAGGUAAGAAUUUUUUCCCAAAUAAUCACCUAUGAAAGUGAUUGUCAGGCUCUGUGAUUAUCGUCAUGAAUAUUUAACAAUUAUUCGCCCGAAGGCAAAGAUAUUACCGGUGAAUAUUCACCGUAAUCACUGAGCCUGAGGUGAAUAAUUGUUUUAGUAUAAAUUUUUAAUGAAUAAAACAAAGUAUCUAAGUUUAUGGUUACUGUCAGUUUUAGUGUUUCGCACGCUUUCAAAAUGGCUUCCUGUGCGACUUUAUUGCUUUAUUACAAAGUUGUUUUUCUCGAUUUCUGUUUAGAAUAUAAACACAAUGAUGGAAUGACUUUUUCACCAGAUUUAGAAUUAAAAAAUAGUUUCUGUUUAACAUUAAUUUGUUCAGGAAAUGGCUGAGAAAUUUGGUAAAAUGAAAUGUAAAACUAUAUCAUUCGAAAUAUAAAAGUUUUAAUUCACUUUUCACUUUACAAGUCUCAAAAACACAAUAGGACAAUACAGCAUCAAGACACCAUACAGCACAAUGAAAACACGACAUAUAUCAAAAGAAAUAGUAUCGUACAAAUUGAGAUAUUUAUAGGAUACAAAACAAAAUUGUUUUAAAAAGAAUGUCGUGGCUUUUCCCAAUAGUCGGGAUAGUUUUUGCUAUUUGUUUGAAGCGAAUGUUUUGGAGUUUUAAAUAAGUUUUAAAUUGUCUAUGAAUAUGUUUGACACAGUAAAAUAAUAAAGAAAUCCUACCUUUCAAUUUAAAUACAACAUUUUGUGCUUUUUUUCCUUUUUCUGGGACGAUUUUUUCAAAAUUUUGUCGAUUUUGAAACCAAAUUUGCAGAUUCAUUCUUUUUGAAAAGCAUUAUUUACUAGUCUGCUAGUAAAUAAUGUGUCAGAUUUACUAGUGAACUAGCCAAUCAGAGCACACGAAAGCUCAUUUGAUAUGCAAAAUUUAUACUAAUCACCUCGCCUUAGGUGAAUAAUUGUUAAUUCAGUUUAACUUAUAUUUUACACAUUAACUCAAAAUUGUCAUUUUUUUGCGUUUGCAGGUUAGAUAGAUGUGUUAUUCAACUGGACUAUAAUGUAAGCGAUCCCAAAUUUAAUAAGGACAAUGAAAGAGAAUUGUUACGCCUGGAAAAUUUUGCUGAUAUUAACAGGGCAAUGCACUAAUGUAGUGUAGCUACAUUUGCAUAUUACUAAGUACUAACACACAUACAAAGUAACACAAGUGUAAACUGUACUCUGUGUAGGUAUGUUAAUCUGUUUCACUAUAAAUCAUUCACAAAUACAUGCAUACUCUGCAUACACUUCAAUGGAGGAGGGGGUAAAUCAGCAGCUAAACAUAUACGGAGUUACUUGGAAAAGACAGCAAAAUAAAACGAAACGAAUUUAUUUCGUUGUUCGCAUUGAUAUGCCGCGUUUUCACUGUACCGGAUUUGCUUGUCACGACAUAUUUUGAAGUUUCAGAAUGCCCUGGCUAAUUUAAAUUACGAUCAAUUAUACGAUGAAAUAAAAUGAAAACUGUGAAUACUAAUAGUUUAAAAUUUGUACACAAUCCUGCAAUUCACAUGCAUUACUUCUGAACAGCCACAGUAGCUCAGAUCUGUACAGUGUAAACGGGGCCCCCAAAUUAAUGUCAUUUAUGAUUUAACCUUCAUUAAAUUUAGGGGGUUUUAUUAGCGUGGAUUAUGUGCUACUGUAACAUGUGUGCAGAAUUUGAUGCUGAUGUCAUAGAAAAAUGCAUUAGUGAACUUGACCCCAAUCAGCAAAGGAGAUGGUAUAAGGGUGUCAAGCUUAUGAUGCUGGUUUAUGUUGUGGAAAGAAUUUUUUUAAAAUUUAAAUAAACUUUUUCAUCGAACAAUAAUUUCCCUUUAGGGCUUUGAUCUUUAUGCAGUAAAUUAAAUGCAUGUUAACACAUGCUUGUUUAAAAUUAAUGACUAAUAAUGUUGAAAUAAUUUCUUUAUGGAAAAUUGACCAUAUGAAAUUAAAUAUUUACAACACUUUUUGACAUUUUUAUAGUUUCAUGUCACUGCAAAAAUUGACCCAGACUUACCGGGGACAAUAUUGAAAUUUGUUUCGGAUAGUCUACUGGACUUGGAUCAACUACCAUUAUGGGCAAGGUUACAACAGGCCAUCCAGGCCAAAUUGCAGGAAGGAGAUGUGAGUUAUACUCUUGAUCAAGGUGUUUCAUAUACUAAAAAAAUAAAUUAGAUUACCAUAUUGACAAUUGCUUUAAAAAUUAUGUUAUAACCCGUCUAUUAUACAUUUGGUAUGAUUUAUUUCGACUUUAUUAUUUUUGCUAUUUCUAGUAUCAGUUGAAUUCUUGAAAUUGCAUUAAUGUUUUUAUUAAUUUUUCAGUUUGACCUAAGAUUUUUGAUCGAUGAGAAUAAGUUUCACAGCAUGAUUUUAAAACAUUGCCCUUUUUAAUUGUUCUCAUACAUCCAAAUGCAGCCGCUGCAUGCGAUAAGAUAACUAAUUUUGUUGUACAACACUCAUUAGGUUUUAAGAUGGUCGUCUCCAUUAUGCAAUGUGAAAAUAGAUGGCAAAUUUCAACCUGCUUUUGGUACAAGCUCAAAUACUUUAGACACAAUUCGCCGCUCUGAACAUUGAAGUAAGUAUGAGGUUGUAAUGUUAUAUAUGUAUUAUGUUAUACAGUGUAACACGUGUUGUCAGACUAGUACCCAGGAUUUUUGCCAGAUUGUGGCCUAUUUUUCACAUUUGGAACAGCAAUAACUUUGAAAACCGCUUGAAAAAUUUAGGUUACUGUUACAAUGUCUUAUAUGUAGUUUUUAUGAGCUUUCUAGUGAUGUGAGUCAUUUUUCUUAUGAGUGAACUUGAAAUUUCACGUUUUUUUAACAAUAUGGGAGUAAUAGGGAAAUCGAAAAAACCUUGUCAUAAUGGAAAAAGCUCAUGGGGACUUGUAGUAUAUUGUUCAGGAUAGUCAAAUUUUGUGAACCAGGGGGAGUGUCUUUUCCAACAAACUGAAAAUGGCUUGCUCACAAAAUUUAAUAUAAUUUACUUAAUAGUAAACUUCUCAACAUUUUGAGCAAAGGCCGUUCCCGUCAGCCAUCAGGAGAGUCAAAUGGUCAUUCGUCAACUCAAGUUUAAAUAUUAAUUAAUGCCCCUCAAAUAUAGUAAAUAGUGUGUAUAGCUUACCAUAUUUACUCGAUUGAGCGCCACCCCCGAAUAACCACUGCAUUUGAGAUAUAAUUUUUUUAAAGAGUGCUGCCCCCAAAUGAGCACCACAGUAAACAGUGCAAAACCUUUCCGCCGUCAAAGUGGGGACAUUUAGUGACAAAGACAUUAAAAACUUUAGUUUAGUUUAUUCUUAAAAGUUCUUGUUAUAGUUCACAAAUAAAAGUUUUUUUAAAGAGCGUCGCCCCCGAUUGAGCGCCGCAUCUGGAGCUCUGAAAAUUUAAAGAGCGCAGCGGAGCUCAAACGAGUAAAUAUGGUAUUGCAUUAAGCAAUACCCACAAUACCCGCAACCCUCAAAUAUGAGAGAACUGGUUUGUUAAUAAUUUAUUUAUCUGUUCUUAUAUAAAAAGCAUUGGGAAGAAGUACAGACGAGCCAGAAACCAAGUAUGUUGCAGAGAGGUCUGUAGUUGAAUUGUCAUGUGACAAUAUAAAAGCUUUACAAGAUAUUGUUGAAAAAAUAAAAGAGAAAAUCUCAGGUAAUGACAUAAUGCUAAAAAAUAUUUUUGAUUCUCAACCUCAUGUGCUGCAUGCUCUAUAAAUAUUGAGUGGUUUCUGCAGUGCAAAGUCAAGCUAUAUAACAGUAUAAGGAACUUUACAUCUCGACGUCCACUGAAGUAAGCCAAGCUAGUAACAAUGUUAAAAUUAAAUCUUUUUUAUAUUUUGUUUUAGAUAUAAGUGCACAGGAAUACACCAAAAUUGACAUAAAUGCUGAAGAACUGCAAAAUGUAUGUAUUUUACAGUAUCUUGAAAGGUGAUGUUUUCAUAUUUAUAUAUAUACACACUAUCGCUGCUGUUUGUAUAAUUUUGGAUGAAUGCAUGAUAUAUAAACAACUGAGAUGCAUUGGUAACUAAUGUUUCCAUUUUAAUAAAUAGCUCUUUGAAAUUGUUGGGAGUUAUCGCCCAACCAAGUUAAAAGAAAGAGUAAUGACCACCAUACCAAGAAAGAAGAGAGAAUUUAUCGAGGUGACUAUAAAUGAAAUUAACCAAAACGCAAUCAUGAUAUGGAAUUUUAUAAAUGUAUUCAAUGGCAAAUUCUUUUUGCAGGGUAUAAAAUCGGGGAUGAGACUGGCAAAACGAAGAUAUAAAGGUAGUUUAAAUAGAAAUAAUUUAUGUAUUAUAAAUUUUCUAGUAUACCUUCAGUAAUAUGCAUACUUUGUCGCAGAAAACAAUCAUGAGGAAAGUGAAGAAGAUUCUGAUGAAGUUUCUGAUGAAGACAUGUUCACCCCGCCAAUAGUAUGUACACGAUGUCAUGAUCAUGGAGUACACCCUUGUAAUAUUAGAUUAGUGAUGUACACACAUUAAUGUUUUAAUACCUUUGACUUCGUAUUUGGCUUAAUAUUACAAAUGAUUAGCCUUUCUCACAAUCAUGAAUAUCCGCCAUUCUUGGGUGGCAUGUAAUUCUUGUUAAACCUAAUAAAACACUCCUGCUCAUUUAUUAAACAGUACUUAAAAUAUUAGCGUUCUCCAUGUGAUUUUGAAGACUUUAAACUGUUUUCAAUUAUCUGUGCCCUGUUCGGAGUGUAUAUGUUUAUCAAACCGAGCUUAAGAUGCACCAAAUUUAUGACACGGACGUGAAGAAAAACUGUAACUAUUCCCGCAGUUUUGUUACACGGAUAAAAAUUAUGGCCUCCAGUUGAUAAACAAAGUCAGAGACACAAGUGAAGCAAAAUAAAACUGGAUUCCAAACAUUAAUAGCAACGGUUUUUAUGUCACGUCCGCGUCAUAGAUUUGGUACAUCUUAAGCUUGCUAUAGCAAGUAUGGAGAAUUUAGAAGACACAUUCGAAGAGUCAGUAUUAAAUGUAUCAUAUGAUGAUCGAUAAUAAGAGCACGUAUUAAUAACAAGGUUUAUAAAAUUAUAUAUAUAUAUAUAUAUAUAUAUUUCUAAAGUGUUCUAUGGCUACUGUAUAUGUAGUUCAUUUAUAUAAUAUAAGUUUUUAUAUUAAAUAUAAUAUAGUAUAAUAGAUUACGCUAUAUUCUAUUAUAUUUUUGGGAGAAAAGUGUAGAGGGCAGUUUUUUUAUGGAGGUCUUUUUUUAAUCAUUUUGUAUUUCCAGGGAUUUGAGACCAUCUUCUCUGUGUUUUGUACAGAGAAAUAA
This is a messenger RNA of Paramuricea clavata, 6107 nucleotides long. NCBI's taxonomy places the organism in Eukaryota, Metazoa, Cnidaria, Anthozoa, Malacalcyonacea, Plexauridae. The record is from the annotation of a GenBank genome assembly.